Molecule: messenger RNA, 1019 nt
Organism: Bipolaris maydis ATCC 48331
Lineage: Eukaryota; Fungi; Ascomycota; Dothideomycetes; Pleosporales; Pleosporaceae
Source: RefSeq, a predicted model, not a curated record
AUGCCACCGCCCUCGCCCAGCGCAGCACCGGGGCGCAAACCAUGGGUUGAAUCACCGUAUUUAGUUUCCUUACUUGCAGGAGGCCUCUCAGGCACAACCGUCGACCUCUCGCUCUACCCGCUCGACACGCUCAAAACACGGCUCCAAUCCUCAUCCGGCUUCGCGGCCAGCGGCGGCUUCACGGGGAUAUACCGCGGCGUGGGCAGCGCAAUUGUGGGAUCCGCGCCGGGCGCCGCCCUCUUCUUCGUGACGUACGACGGGGUAAAGCGCAGGUUUGCGGGCGGCAGAGGCGGAAACGAGGCAGCGGUGCACAUGGGCGCCGCCAGCUUGGGCGAGGUGGCAGCGUGUGCGGUGCGCGUGCCGACAGAGGUGGUCAAGCAGCGGGCGCAGGCCAGUCAGUUUCCGUCGUCGCGGAGCGCGCUGAUGCAUAUUCUGGCGCAGAGGCGCGACAGCGGCGUGCUGCAUGUGUGGCGCGAGUUGUAUAGGGGCUGGGGGAUUACCGUUAUGAGGGAGGUCCCGUUUACCGUCAUUCAGUUUCCGCUCUGGGAGGCCAUGAAGGCGUGGCACCUGAGAAGCACGGCGAGACUGCAGGUGAGUGGCUGGGAGGGCGCCGUGCUGGGAAGUGUGGCGGGCGCUGUGGCGGCGGCGGUGACAACGCCGUUGGAUGUGCUUAAGACGAGGAUGAUGCUUGCCAAGGAGAAGCAGCCCAUGGUUAGUAUGUUGACGACUAUCAUGCGCGAAUCCGGUCCGAGGGCCUUCUUUGCCGGCUUGGGACCCCGUGUAGGUUGGAUUAGUGUCGGCGGAGCCAUUUUCCUCGGGUCAUACCAGUGGGCCAGUAAUCUACUUGGAGCUGUGGAACAAGAGUGAUUUGUACAUUCAUGUAAAUAGUUUUAUACAAAAAGUUGUAUAUAUUUCUUACAUAUGUACCACAGUAACCGAGAAGGGGGGAAAAAAAAGAGAGGGACAUGAAUUGUACAACAGUACACCACGAUACAUUUCAACCACUGGUCUUUGGACAU